Leishmania major strain Friedlin is the source of this 3849-nucleotide messenger RNA. RefSeq lists its product as hypothetical. The transcript has a single exon. Lineage: Eukaryota; Euglenozoa; Kinetoplastea; Trypanosomatida; Trypanosomatidae. The record is from RefSeq and is a predicted model, not a curated record. The coding region runs from base 1 to 3849 and encodes 1282 amino acids.
AUGGGAGCUCUUCCGAGCCACGAGACGCACGAGCGUGGCCUCUACAGCCACCGCCACGGACGCAAUCGGCGGAAUGAGAUCAUCCUCAUCCCUUUGACAACAUCUUUCUUCCCCAGCCCCGACUGCCCUCUAUUCCAGCAUCUGUACAACUCGCGGUACCGACGCACCGCCAAGUACUACUUUCGUGCCCUGCGCAGUGCCCAGACGCCCCGCGACAGCGACUAUUUCUGCACCACGACGGCCAUCAACGAGGAGGAGGAGUUUGAAAAGUUCUACAAGGAGUAUCUCGAGAAGCGCGAGCUCGGCGGUGAAAAGGCGAGUGUGACUGCAGCGACAGUGACCGCAGUGUCACCCACAGCUUCCUCCCCGCUCUUGUCUGGCUGCUCAGCCACCGGCGACAGCGGCGCCGACGCGGGCAGCACGAAUGGGCUGGCAGGCACCAUUCCGUCGGCCCAGUCGCCUCAGGAUUGCCUGAAUGCGCAUGGUCUUCCGCCCAGGGUGGACCCGAUGGACUUCCGCAGCUACUCCGACACCCGCGAAGGACUGUACCAGAUCCUCAUUCGCGAUAACGAGCUGGGCGUCCUCGCGACUGAUGAGGAGCUGCGACAGGCAUACUGGAAGCAGUUGCAGGAGCAGCAGACGGGGCGUCAGCGUGUGUAUCAGCAGCAGCAGCAGGGAAGGCACUCGGCUAGCCAAGCGGCAACAGGCGGCGCGGGCGCAGCCGGCUCGAUGCCGCCUCCGCCUCCGCUCCCGCCCCCGCUCUCUCUAUCGCCGUCGGCGCUGCUGUCUCCUUCUGCCGGCAUGAACGACGCGCACGCGCCUCAUGGAGGACCCGACGCCUCCGGCGCGCCCCCCUCGGCGAGCGUUGCGAUGGACGACUUGUCGUUUGACGAGUUCGUCUCUGGCUACAUGGCGGCGAAGCGCUACAUGAAGGGAAAGCCGUCGCACACCAGCUAUAGUACAACGGCAGCCGCCGACGUGAAGGGAAACCCGAUCAUGCCGGCCAUGGGUGCGGCCGGAAGUGCCAAGGUGCUGAACGAGUACUCGGCGAGACACUACAAGCACGUCACGUCGCCGGUGGCAUAUCACGUGCGCCCACUUCCUUGCGUGAUCGCUUCACGCUAUGACCCCGGGAAGCCGCAGCCCGUUAAUGACCCGCUCUACGUGCAGUUUGGCGACUCCUACGUGAGAAUUAUGGGCAUGUUCGGCUUCUUCCCCUCUACCAUCGGGAUGCGCCGCGCGGCGGGAAGUCGCGGCUCCGAAGGCGGCACCGGCGCCGGCAAACCGCAGCGCAGCUUUCCGCGCAAGGAGGGCAACUGCAACGGCAGCGACGACAUUGACGAGGAGUUUGAGAUUGAGCAACACCUACUGAAGGGGACAAUGUUUGUGGACAAGGACGUCGGCGAUCAAAUUCUCGGUAAUAUGGUGAUGCUCGCAACAUACAUGUACGCGCGCCAGUGCAUCGAGGCGCGCAUCCAUCCCCAGGCGAUUCCGAUGCUCCCGGUGCUGAUACGCUUCCCGCUGUCGAAUAUUCCCAUGCUGCAGUUUGUGCGCGAGUUCCGCGUUCGCCUGCGCAGCCUGCUAGAGGCGGGGACGGCGAAGGCGGGCCAGAAGCCGGUGCACACUGGCAUGAGCGGCUUCAAUCCCGAGGACCUUGCCGAGCCUCACCACCCGCAGCUGCAGCGCCUGGAGGAAGAGGGCUACCUCUUCGAGCCUGACAUCCCGUGCGCGACAACGCCGCAGCAACUGUUCAUGUCUGAGGAGCAGGCGAGCAGCACCAAUGCGCCGCUGCGGCGCCACGUUGGAAUGAAAACGCCUAGCUGCGGCAAGUAUCCGAUUAUCAUGAUGUCCGGCUUCAACGUGCAGUCCACGCCACUGCGGCACCCGGCCUUGAACACGACGGGGUACCCGCCUGCCAUGGCCGCCGCCGCCAUGAUUGCCGCCGCACACCGCCACUCCGCCAUGUCCAGCCCGCAGUCGGGCUCGAAGUCAGCGUCUCCGUACGCCGCGUCUGGCAUGGGCCGUGCCCCGACCUUUCCCUCGACAGCGCCGCCGCCACCGCUGCCUGGGCAGGCGGGGCCUGCGUCGGCGUCAAACAGCAUCACCUUGCCGCCCCCUCCGCCCCCUCCGCCGGCGCCUGGAGCACCAACUUCGGCAUCCACUACUACGACCCCUGCCGAUGAGGCGCGCAAGAGUGCCCUGUUGCACCGACGCAAGCAGCGCUUCCGCAUCUGGGUCGAGGAUGGCCACAUCUGCAUCUGGGCGAGCGCGGCCUACGCCCGUCGUGCGGCGCUCAUCAUGGCGCAGCAGCUCAACACCACGGUGGACAGCAACUCGGUGCCGGAGCAGCGCUCGUGGAACUACCGAGGACUGCUGCACGCGAACACGACGGUGCCACCGCCGCGGCACGUGAACGACGUCAUUAUUGUGGCUGACGACAUCCCUACCAUGGGCUUGUGGCAGGGGGAUGUGCUGCGGUGCUGCACGCAGGCGGAACUCCAGGCAAUGCUCAAGUCCAAGGGGGCGGCUCCGCUGCCGCUGCCGUGUGCCCCAGAGGAGACCGAAAGCAAGAGCGGCGUCAUCACGGGCACAACGGAGCGGCAAGCCGCCUCUCUAUCCGUUGCCGCCGCUGCCACGAGCCCGUCUGUCAGCACCAGCACGGCGGAUAGCGGCAUCGCUGCCGCUGGCGCGGGCGGACACGUCAACUUCACCAGCAAUCACGCGAGCAAUCCGCUCUUGCAGGAGAAGGAUUUGGCCGCGCCGGAGGCUUUCUGGGUGCGCGGCUCCGGUGGCCUGGAUGACUCCUUCACGAACAUUACGGAGACGAACAUGCCGCCCCACCCGAAGGCCGAGAAGCAGCUGAUGCAGGCCGUCAUGCAGCGGGCAAAGAAGGCCGCGGCCACCGUGGCAGUCGCGCAGAACAGCGGCAAAAAGCGGCGCCUCACAAAUGCCGAGGCGGCCGCGUCAGCUGCUGCGCAGCUGUUCAUCGACAUCGACCGUCGCGAGGGGACCAUGAACAUCGAGGAGGUGGUGCUGGCCUGGAUCAAGGUGGUUGCCAUUCUCACCCGCGACUCCACCGAGGAGGACCGCGCGUGGGUGCGCGACCCGCAAGGCAACCCAGUCCGCAUAGACCGGUACGUCAUCCGCCGCUACGAGCAUGACGGGGCGCGCUUCUUCAUUGGUGUCACGCCGCGCUUCGUGGGCCAGCAGCGGCGCAUCGAAAAGGUACUGGGCGAGGUCUUCGCACUGGAGGAGCGCGAGGGUCAUCGCUGGCGCCUGAAGAACCAGGGUUGCGGUGAGGAAGACGAGGAGUGCGAGGAUGGACUUCGUACCAGCCAUGAUGAUGACCCCUCCAACGAAGAGGAGGGGCACCACCGUCACUCGUCCGUGUCGCAUGUCUCCCGGCACACGGAGUCGCUUUCGUACGCCUUUGGCGCCUCCGCCGCCUCGUCUCUCAAGGCUCCAGAGAGCUGUGCCGGCGGUAUGAGCAGCAUGUUCGACGAUGUCUGGGGCGCCCUGGUGAUCCCGAUGUCCCACUCGCCACCGUCGAGCACCUCGUGCACACCGGUUGCACCGUUGACCGUUGGGCCCAAGAGGCAGCCUUCUCUCGCGGCGUCGUUGAAUGCAGCCCUCCCGCGAAGCGAUUCAGGGGAGUCUGUCGAGAACAGCUCCCGUCUGGCCUUUACGGCAGUCUUUGGAAAUACCGCUCCCGCAGCCGGCAAGUCCUCAGCCACGACGUCGCUAAGGGCAAGAAAUGCGGAACUAAUGAGCGCCGGUUUUGAGGUAGACGAUCUGCUGGAGCGGUACGCGUCGGCGCCCCUCUUCUUCGGCGGCGAAGACGACGAGUGA